AGGCUGGCUCACCGAGCUGCAGUCCCCUGGAGGAGAACUGCUCGUUACCUCAGCUAAGGCCUUCUCCGGGGGUGAGUGGGGCGGACGGCCGCUGCCCCACUAUCCCGCUACACAGUACCCGGCCGAGGUGCACACUGGAGCAGUCCCGCCCACUGUGUGCCGGUGGGGGUGAUCUCGGCCCUCACCCUGUGGCCCUGAUCGAGACACUACAACUGAGGCUGGGGGGUCUAACCGCUGCAUCCAAGAUGGCGGGCGCCAUGUGUGCGGAGGACAAGGGGACGACCGGCCCUCUCAUGGGCCCACCGCAGCUCCCACCUCCCGACCUUGCCAUACGGAGGGGCGGGAAAAUCCUCUCUUACCCCCGCAGCCCCUAUCACCAACGAGGUCAACAGCAACACAGAGGAGACGGACAUACACCGCGCAUCACACAUCCCCACCUAGAAGCACGGAGCCUGCUGCCCAGCAGAGCAAUCAGACAAGGAGACCGUCCAACCACACUUAUCCCUCCCAGUCUGAAAGUGAUCGAUCCGAAAUACGGAAAACCCAUGCGGACGACACCAACCUCCCUACUAUGGCGGGCAUCAGCCCACAGAGGGAAAAAAAGGGCAUCACCACCACACCACAGCUGCAAUCC
This is a messenger RNA of Pelobates cultripes (western spadefoot toad), 634 nucleotides long. Lineage: Eukaryota; Metazoa; Chordata; Amphibia; Anura; Pelobatidae. The record is from the annotation of a GenBank genome assembly.